Messenger RNA from Aspergillus calidoustus, 1476 nucleotides. The record is from the annotation of a GenBank genome assembly. Lineage: Eukaryota; Fungi; Ascomycota; Eurotiomycetes; Eurotiales; Aspergillaceae.
AUGGUCAAGAAUGUCCGAACCUACUCAUCCCGCGUCAAAACAGGCUGCAUCACCUGCCGCCGUCGCCGAAUCAAAUGCGACGAGGCCAAACCGUCUUGCCAGCGAUGCACCGCGGGCAAGCGACCGUGCGAGGGAUAUGCGCCGCAGGUCAAGGCCGCGCCCGCGAUGCGCAUGAUCAUGUACACGCCCUCGACGCCGGCGUAUCCGGCUGCGGACCCCGAGAGGGAUUGCUUCCAGUUCUUCCUUGCGCAGAGUCGGGCGUGUUUUCCGCUCGAGUUCUCGAGGGCCAUUCUGCAGGCUGCGCAGAUGGAUCGCGCGUUCACGCAUGCGAUUGUGUGCUUUGGGGCCGCGCAGCAGAUUUACGAAUAUGAGGAUGACCCGGACACGCGGGCGAGACUGGGGAAGCUGGCCAUGGUUCAGUACGGCAAGGCGCUGCAUCUGCUGCAGAGUCCGUCGGCCACCCCGUCGUCCACCGAGACGCUAUUGCUUUGCUGCGUCCUCUUCGCGUGCUACGAGGGCCUCCGAGGCUGUCGACGGUCUGCUGUCGUACACAUCAAGUCUGGACUCGAUCUCCUCCGGCAAUGCGGCGCGCAGACGCGAUGGGCGCUGCUCUCCCGCGAAGCCAUGAUCGCUCUCUUCACCCGACUCGACAACCAGGUCGUCGAGUUGCUGGGUACAGCAAUGUACGAGACGCUCUGCGAGGAAAAGCCGACGGAGCGGGCAUUUGCCCCGAGACCACUCGCAGUCGAACUAUCUGCCCCUGCCUCCAGAUCCAGCUCGAGCUCUUCAUCCCCGAUGUCGAUUGACACGCGCCUAAACCACAUCUUCCACCGCCACCUCGACAUGGCCGAGGCAAUGGAAGCCCUCCCAGACCUGCCACCACCCCAGGAAGACGAAAGCAGCUCGACGAGUCCGACACCACUUCCACCGGAUGACCCGCAAGGCCACUUCCCAACAGAUCAUAUGGAUGCGGAGCUCCUACACAUCUGGCACAUGGUCGCACACAUGUGCGUCGCCAUGGCACCGGGGACAGCGCCUGAAGAGGCGUGGGAUGACUUCUUCCCGGAGUUCGAAACGAUUGUCGGCUUGGCUGAAAGGUAUCUGGGACGGUCACGACCCUCCGGCCAAAAGCGCAAGUUCGGAUUCAGCAUCGGCGUCAUCCCAGCAUUGUACAUGGCCGGCGUCCGAUGUCGCGAGCCGCGGAUUCGGCGGAGAGCGAUCAGGUUGCUUGCGGAGUAUCCGCGGCGGGAGAUUAUGUGGGAUUCAACUGUUACCGCAGAGGUUUGUCGACGGGUUAUGGAGAUCGAGGAGGGAACAGUGGCAGCAACGGGUGGUUGUCUCGGAGAUGAUGAUAGCAGUAGUGGUCCCUGGGCAUCUGGAUACGAGGGAUCGGGGAUAAAGUUGGUAACGAGAGUCAGGAAUGUCAGUGCGGUGCUUGACGAUGACGGUGGGGCGCGAUUCGAGUUUCAACAGUGA